Messenger RNA from Caenorhabditis briggsae, 786 nucleotides. The transcript is spliced from 6 exons. The record is from RefSeq and is a predicted model, not a curated record. Lineage: Eukaryota; Metazoa; Nematoda; Chromadorea; Rhabditida; Rhabditidae. Bases 1 to 786 code for a protein of 261 amino acids.
AUGUUAUUUCCUGUGCUCAUUUCUGAUAGCAAUAGGAACGAAGGCUUACAGAAAAAGUUCCCUACAGAAGUCCAACUGCAUCUGGCAGCUCAAGAUGCACCUCAACAAAGUGCUUCUCUUCGCCUUCUUCUUCGUCAUCCCUCUCUCCGACCAAUGUCAUCCGCCACGAGUGACAAAUCACAUCACAUCAAAGUCGGAGACCACGUUGACUUUCUGAAAGGAGAUUUGAUCUCGACAAAAUGGUGUUAUAAAAUUCCAAGAUUCUGCUCGGAAUCAAAUGGAACGUGUUCACCGAAUUCGGAUGACGACAUUGGAGACUACAUCCUUAAUUACCGACCAAGGCCGUAUAAUACCUCUUCAGGUAUUAUGCUCCACGUGGUGGCAAGACCGAAGCUUCAACACACCUAUGAUGACCACGAAGUCGAGCUCCCAACGAAGAUAGAAACUACCUCCACUGGUCCAUCUACUUGGCUCCCGAUAGUCUUUCCCCCCACCCAAACGAGAAAUGGCGCUGCUUCUCCAAAAAAGGAAAUUUCGGAUUCUUCAGCAGAUGAAGUCGGCUUCCAAGCUGAGGAGGAUACAACCAGCACACGACCAUCAAUGAAAUUGCUCCCAAUUGUCUUUCCGCCGAAAGCUGUGAAGCCAGAAGAAGUUACUGUCACUGCGGAAGUGGAACAGAGAGUCCAGAAAGCAGACGAAAUCUGGAAUAUCCUCACGAUCGGAGCCAUCGUCGUUGCCGCAUUCAUGCUCAUCAUUCUCAUCGGAGCGUUUUACUGCCGUCAUUGA